GCGAGAGGAUGGAAUCGCCUGCGCUUCUGUUCCACAGUUUCUUGGAAACAGCAAUCACAUCAGUCUGUAGAAGAAGAACCACAAACUAGCAAUAAGCUAGGAUUUGUGACACAUAAUUUACGUUGCAGCUUAGUGUUCGCUCAUGGCAGCUUUUCUACGUAAAUCAAGCCGUUUACUGGCUGAUUUAACAUGUAAAUCAUCAUCCAAGGUUCUCGCUACUGGAUGUCAAAAACGCCUACUGAAUGUGCAAGAACAUGUUUCAUACAGCUUCCUUAACGAAGCCGGCAUCCCAACGCCAAGGUUUGGUUUAGCAACAUCUGGGGCUGAGGCUGAAAAGAUAGCUUCAGAUCUUAAAACGAAGAAUCUGGUUUUAAAGGCGCAAGUACUUGCUGGCGGUCGUGGAAAAGGUCACUUUAAAAAUGGUCUGAAAGGAGGUGUCCGUGUGGUGUUCUCACCACAAGAGGCGAAGGAGAUAUCUAGUAAAAUGAUAAAUGAACUGUUGGUGACAAAACAAACAGGUGCUGCUGGUCGCAUCUGCAACUCGGUGAUGGUUGCAGAGCGCAAGUUUCCACGUAGAGAGUUUUACUUUGCCGUCAUGAUGGAGCGUGCCUUCAAUGGGCCUGUGUUGAUUGCUUCUUCACAAGGUGGCGUCAACAUUGAGGAAGUUGCUGCAGAAAACCCGGACGCUAUUGUUUAUGAACCCAUAGAUAUCCAUAAAGGAUUGCAGAAAGAACAGGCGGUUCAGAUUGCAAAGAAAGUAGGUCUGCAGGAUAAACUAGACGAGACCGCUAAGAUGUUGCUUAAUAUGUAUGCCCUGUUUGUAAAGAAGGAUGCUCUACUCAUUGAGAUAAAUCCAUAUGCUGAAGAUGCCGCUGAAACAUACUUUGCUCUUGAUGCCAAGAUGAGGUUUGACGACAACGCCGAGUUCCGACAGAAGGAUUUAUUUUCCUUACGCGAUUUAUCUCAAGAGGACAAAAAAGAAGUCGAGGCAUCGAAGUUUGACUUGAACUACAUUGCACUAGAUGGUUCAAUUGGAUGUCUUGUGAAUGGAGCUGGUCUGGCAAUGGCUACGAUGGACAUUAUUAAGCUGCAUGGAGGGGAUCCAGCGAAUUUCCUUGAUGUAGGCGGUGGUGCAAGCGUGAAAGCAGUGAAAGAAGCUUUUAAGAUUAUUACAUCCGAUCCGAAAGUACAUGCAAUUUUAGUUAACAUUUUCGGUGGCAUCAUGCGCUGUGAUGUAAUCGCUGAGGGCAUUAUUCAGGCCACAAAAGAGUUGAACAUCAAAAUGCCGAUUAUCGUCCGUCUCCAGGGAACAAAUGUCAACGAGGCCAAGGAAUUGAUAAAGAAGUCUAAGCUUCGCAUCCUACCCAAAGACGAUCUUGACGAAGCCGCUAUGCUAUCGGUACAUCUGGCACAAAUCGUACACCUGGCUCGUGAAGCACACCUUGAUGUUAGUUUCGAACUUCCGGAUACUUAUGUUGUAUAAUAACGCAAUGGACAUCAUGAGAGUUACGCUAUUGCAAAUAUUAUAUAUUAAUAUGUUCAUCGCCAUUCUUCGUUCUGCGUGUUUCUCUAUGUGAAAAAUUUCUUUCAGAUUUGUCAUCCGUAUUAUAUAAUCGUGUUGUUGUGUAAAAUUGCACAUACCGUUUUUCAACAGUAAUAAAAUUGGAAUUAAGAUGCA
Molecule: messenger RNA, 1678 nt
Organism: Anopheles aquasalis
Lineage: Eukaryota; Metazoa; Arthropoda; Insecta; Diptera; Culicidae
Gene: ScsbetaA
Product: Succinyl-coenzyme A synthetase beta subunit, ADP-forming
Biological process (GO): succinyl-CoA metabolic process; tricarboxylic acid cycle
Cellular component (GO): mitochondrion; succinate-CoA ligase complex
Molecular function (GO): metal ion binding; succinate-CoA ligase (ADP-forming) activity; ATP binding
Source: RefSeq, a predicted model, not a curated record